This is a messenger RNA of Epinephelus moara (kelp grouper), 829 nucleotides long. RefSeq names its product olfactory receptor 4D1-like. NCBI's taxonomy places the organism in Eukaryota, Metazoa, Chordata, Actinopteri, Perciformes, Serranidae. Gene Ontology annotation, cellular component: membrane. Gene Ontology annotation, molecular function: olfactory receptor activity; G protein-coupled receptor activity. The record is from RefSeq and is a predicted model, not a curated record. The transcript has 2 exons. Gene Ontology annotation, biological process: G protein-coupled receptor signaling pathway. Bases 2 to 829 code for a protein of 275 amino acids.
AAUGCCUUUGCAGAAUACUUCAAUCAAAGUAACUGAAUUUGUUAUAGGUGGAUUUGAAGCAACCAAAAGACCUAUGGUAGUUGGUGUGGUUAUAUUGAUAACCUAUGUUCUAACUCUUCUAGCCAAUUCUGUAAAUAUCCUGUUCAUUAUUUUUGACAGGAAAUUACACAAACCAAUGUAUCUUCUGAUUUGCAACCUUGCUGUUGUUGAUAUAGUGUACACCUCCAGUGCCAGUCCCACAAUGAUUGGGGUUCUACUUGCUGGGGUUAACACUAUAUCCUAUGUACCAUGCUUAAUUCAAAUGUUUGUUUUCCAUUGGGGUGGGGUGAUGGAAAUGUUUGCUUUAGCGGUUAUGGCAUUUGAUCGAUUGAUUGCUGUUGGCUAUCCCUUUCAGUACCACAGUUAUUUAACAAAUGUGCGCACUCUUGUCCUUACAUGUGUCCUGUGGUUUGCUGCCUGUUGUUUUGUGGCUGUCAUGCCUGCAACUGUGCUUCCUCUCCCUCACUGCCACACAAAGCUGAAGUACACGUUCUGUGACUAUGCCGCCAUAAUACGAACUACUUGUGUUGACCCCACUUACUAUUUCAAUCUCGUUACAGUAAUAUUAUUUUUUCUGUUAUUUUUCACUUUCUCUUUAAUCUUCCUGUCAUACUUUUGGAUGAUAGUUUCUGUGAAAUUAUCCUCUGGUAAUGACAAAAAGAAAAUGGGCAGCACUUGUUUGAGUCACUUCAUUGUGGUAACAUUUUAUUACUGUCCAUUAUUUAUCCGCAUUGUCCUAACCAGGAUAGCUGCUUCACAGAGCCCUCGCAAACAGUGCACCUCCAGCUAG